AUGAUGGAGCUCCCUGCGGAGCCCCGGUGGAUGAUGCAUGCCCAUCAUUCAGCCUUAAUGGGUACCUCAGACUCGGUGUCUCCGCACGCUGGUUUAGGACAUCAUUCGGGAUAUAUGGAGACAGGUGCCCCAUUAUUACCACCAGACGAGGUGGAUGUAUUUCUCAGUCAUUUGGACUCUCAAGGAAACCCCUAUUAUCACUCACACGGGUCCCACUCUCAUACUCGUGCACGAAUGUCUUACAGUCAAACGCAUGCACGGUUUACGGGUGGCUCAAUGUGUCGACCUCACCUUAUCCACACUCAAGGUCUCUCUAUACUGGACAACAACAAAUCGACUUUUUCGGCGGCGCAGCACCACAGCACAUGGACCGUCAGCCACCUGGGCAAAGCGGUUCUGCAUUCAGCAGGCGCCGACAACGCAAACACCCUGUACACCGGCACCGGUACGCCUGGCCCGGCUUCGAUGCCUUGCCUGUCAAUGACUCAACACUGCAGCCCUCAGCUCUACUGCCUGCCCCCUACUCCACCCAAAGAUGCGUCCCCCGACCCUGCUUGUACUUCUGUGAGGGACACUGGGAAGUACCAUCUCCAUCUUGUCGACGGGAUGAAGAUGGAGUGCUCCAGUCCAAUCCGUGGCAAUCUGGCACAAACUACAACUAUACCUUCAUAUUCCGAUUACGCUCUAUCUGGAGCGCACGAGUACCCAAGCAGUGUGUUUUACUCCAGAGGUCUGCUCGGGAGCAGCGCGAGCAACAUGACGUCAAAAUGCAAAAGCAAAAGCCGCGCUUUCUCAGGGCGUGAAUGUGUGAACUGUGGAGCUACAUCAACUCCUCUGUGGCGGAGAGAUGGAACAGGUCAUUAUCUCUGUAAUGCAUGUGGACUCUAUCACAAGAUGAACGGCCAGAACCGACCACUCAUCAGACCUAAGCGCCGACUGUCAGCAUCUAGACGAGCAGGCACCUGUUGUGCCAACUGCCAGACUGGGACCACUACACUUUGGAGACGUAAUGCCAAUGGAGAACCCGUCUGUAAUGCUUGUGGUCUGUACUACAAACUACACAAUGUGAACCGUCCACUUACUAUGAAGAAAGAUGGGAUCCAGACACGCAAUAGAAAAAUGUCGGGCAAACCUAAGAAGAGAAGAGGAGAACACUUUCAGCAAUUUGACAGUUGUGUGCAUGAGAAACCAUCCACCUUCAGCCACAUGGCUAACAUGCCCCACCCCUUCAAUAUGACCCAACCAAUCCAAUUACAUCCUGCAUUCAGUCACAGCAGCUUAGUCACUGCUAUAGGCUGA
Sinocyclocheilus rhinocerous is the source of this 1299-nucleotide messenger RNA. Its product is annotated as GATA-binding factor 2-like. Gene Ontology annotation, biological process: regulation of epithelial cell differentiation; negative regulation of transcription by RNA polymerase II; immune system development. Gene Ontology annotation, molecular function: RNA polymerase II cis-regulatory region sequence-specific DNA binding; zinc ion binding; DNA-binding transcription factor activity, RNA polymerase II-specific. Lineage: Eukaryota; Metazoa; Chordata; Actinopteri; Cypriniformes; Cyprinidae. Bases 1 to 1299 code for a protein of 432 amino acids. The record is from RefSeq and is a predicted model, not a curated record. Gene Ontology annotation, cellular component: nucleus. The transcript is spliced from 5 exons.